This is a messenger RNA of Melopsittacus undulatus (budgerigar), 1150 nucleotides long. It is a transcript of the gene EMC7, whose product is annotated as ER membrane protein complex subunit 7. The coding region runs from base 100 to 831 and encodes 243 amino acids. Lineage: Eukaryota; Metazoa; Chordata; Aves; Psittaciformes; Psittaculidae. The record is from RefSeq and is a predicted model, not a curated record. Gene Ontology annotation, molecular function: carbohydrate binding. Gene Ontology annotation, cellular component: EMC complex. The transcript has 5 exons.
GCAGGCGCAGCAAGGUUGCGGCGCUGCUCCUCCGCGCGGUUUGCGCUCAGCGCAUGCGGGAAGCCCAGCGCCCCGGCCCGCGCAGGAGGCGGCGGAGCGAUGGCGGCGAAGCAGGGGCUUGCGUGCCUGGCGCUGCUCUGUCUUUUUGCGUCGCCGCUGCCCGAUGGUGCCCGCGGCUCGGAGGCGGUGGGGACAGCAGAGUCGUCGGGCGGCGGCGGCGGCCCAGGGGAGCGGUUUAAGAUCGAGGGCCGGGCUGUGGUGCCCGGGGUGAAGCCGCAGGACUGGAUCUCGGGGGCCCGGGUGCUGGUGGACGGGGAGGAGCACGUCGGCUUCCUGAAGACAGAUGGAAGUUUUGUGGUUCAUGACGUACCUUCAGGAUCUUACGUAGUGGAAGUUAUAUCCCCAGCUCAUAAAUUUGAGCCUGUGCGAGUUGACAUAACUUCAAAAGGCAAAAUGAGAGCAAGAUACGUGAAUUACAUCAAACCCUCUGAAGUUGUCAGGCUGCCAUACCCCCUCCAGAUGAAAUCUUCCGGACCUCCUUCAUACUUCAUAAAGAGAGAAUCUUGGGGAUGGACGGAUUUCCUCAUGAACCCUAUGGUGAUGAUGAUGGUUCUUCCAUUACUGAUAUUUGUGCUGUUGCCUAAAGUUGUCAACACCAGUGAUCCUGAUAUGAGACGGGAAAUGGAGCAGUCAAUGAACAUGCUGAAUUCCAACCAUGAGCUGCCAGAUGUCUCUGAAUUCAUGACAAGACUUUUCUCUUCAAAAUCUUCCAGCAAGUCUGGUAGUAGCAGCAGUAAAGCAGGGAAAAGUAGUUCUGGAAAAAGGAGGUAGUUAAAGUCUUCAUCCUGAGCCUGAGUUUGCACAACUGUUUGUUAUGUGGUACCAUGUUUAUUUGUGUUGAAAGAUCAAAACUCCACUACUGUAAACUUUAAUCAGGCACACAGUAUGGUAUGCUACAACUGUGGUGCAUAGCUUUUUUUGUCAAUAUAAGCUGUUUUGUACUUGACAGUAAACAAGAGGAUAUGGCUUCAAUACUGUAUCUGUAUAAAGUUAUUGGUGACACUGAAUUAAUUAUAUUGUUCUGUAGAGAAUUAUUAUAAAUUAUAUGAUGUACUAAACAGUAAUAAAUGUCUUAAUCAUAAGACAAUGU